AGCUACCUCGGCCGCGUCAUUGUCAUACCAGCUCACUCACUUACUUCCCACACUCGCAGCCAACACACACACACACACGGACACAGCCUAUCACAGCACCAUGAUGAACAAACCUGGUGAAAUACUGGUGAUAGCUGCUGUGUGAUAUUGUUAAAGAGCUAAGAUAUACUGCGUGUUGUGUUGUUGGUUGUUCCGGGUUAUAGUAGUGACGCUGAGUGUGUUGUUGUUGUUGUAGGAGUGUUGUGGAGGAGCUAUGAGUGCAGUACAGCCCACGACCACACCUCACCACCAACAAGACCUACUACAGCAACACAUGACCACCCUCUACGACCACCUUCUUCAGGAAACGACCACACCACACCACCACGACCUACUACAGCAACACACCAAGACGCUUCAUGAUCUCUUUCUGCAGCAAUCUUCUCCCGACGGCAGGUCAGCUCGGGACAGUGGUUAUGGAGGUGGUGGGUGUGGAGGCUUCGAAGUAUUCGCCUUCCUCGCCUUUCUCGUCGCCCUCCUCGACCUCCUCCUCGAUCUCAACGACAUGAACGACGGUGGUGGAGGAAUGAGGCAGCUGAGGGAGGUUCACACUGCUCCCGAAGGAUCACUCGACUGUACGAAUAAACUUGAGGCGUGGGAGGGGAUAUGGGCGGCGGGCGUGCUAGCUGACGGGGUCUUGCAGGCGGUCACCAGUCCCCCUGCAUGUGGCCACGCCUACCUGUGUCAGGCCGCAGCCACUGCAGCCGCAAGAGGACCCCUACCAGCGACGAUUACCAGGCUAGUAGGAGAUUGGCUGACGAGGUGGCCAAGUUUGUCCUCUUCACAGCUGGGUCAGAUCACACUCCAGGCUUCCUCCACCCUCUCCUGCCCUCCCGACCACCUCCUCUACAAUUGCUCAGCUGACAGCACACUAACCUAGAUGAUCCAGGCCCUUUAAGAACAACCGGUUACUCCUACAUCAUCCUACGCCCAUAUCAACCGGAGACUAGCUUUACCCACGCCCACAACACCCGCUAAAGACCCUUGGGUGACUGGAGACGCCUUGUUAUGACAGAUCAACUUCUACAGUAUGUCAGGGGACGAAGAAAGAUCCCGAGGAAUUAAAUUAACUGACUUAAUUUUAUAUUUAGGAACGUGAGGUUAGGGAAGAGCAGCCAUUCGUCAGAGACCCCAGGACUAAAUGAUCCCAACCUAACCUGACCUAACCUAACCUAGCCAGCAGAAUUGAUGUAUAGUUCUUAAUAAGUCCCAUACCUCACGAGCCCUUAUUCUAAUGAUUGGGUUAGGUCAGGUUAGGUUAGGUUAGGUUAGAUUAUAUUUCAUCAGGUUAGUUUAGGCUGAGGCCAAUUAAGACUGAGGUCAACCUGAUUUUAAACUUCAGUAAUUAUAAGUGUCAUUAUUCCAUUGUAUAUUAAAUAAACAUUGACGUUAUGGUA
Molecule: messenger RNA, 1436 nt
Organism: Homarus americanus (American lobster)
Lineage: Eukaryota; Metazoa; Arthropoda; Malacostraca; Decapoda; Nephropidae
Exons: 4
Coding region: 254-919 (221 amino acids)
Source: RefSeq, a predicted model, not a curated record